Molecule: messenger RNA, 5382 nt
Organism: Apodemus sylvaticus (European woodmouse)
Lineage: Eukaryota; Metazoa; Chordata; Mammalia; Rodentia; Muridae
Gene: Cep85
Product: centrosomal protein 85
Exons: 15
Coding region: 145-2430 (761 amino acids)
Cellular component (GO): centrosome
Source: RefSeq, a predicted model, not a curated record
GCGUGCGGCUUGACGGGCGUGGAACGGCCGUUAGGCGACCUGAGGAGCGGAUUCGCCGCUCGUGCGGACGUGGUGGCCGCCGUCAGUAUCCCAGAGUGAGGGGGGUCGCCGCUCGCUCUCGGGCCCGUUUGUCUCAGGUAACUGAUGGCCAUGCAAGAAAAAUACCCAAAUGAUAGGUCUCAUGCCGCUUCACCAGGUUCCAAUGUGAUUCAGAAAGGCAGUUCUCUGGGAACUGAGUGGCAGACACCGGUUAUCUCAGAGGCCUUUCGGAGCCGCUUCAGCCGCUGCUCAAGCAUCGCUGACAGUGGGGACACAGCCAUUGGAACAUCAUGCUCAGAUAUUGCAGAGGAUUUUUGCAGCUCAAGUGGCAGCCCUUCCUUCCAGCCAAUCAAAAGCCACAUAACCAUUCCAACAGCCCAUGUGAUGCCUUCUACUUUGGGGGCCUCUCCUGCCAAACCAAAUUCUACACCUUCUGGGCCUUCUGCUAAACUCCCCUUGUCAGGAUUGACCGAAGGUGUGGGGAUGACAAGAAACGGAGACUUUGGAGCAGUGAAACGUUCUCCAGGCCUAUCAAGAGACUUUAUGUAUCUCCCUAGUGCUGCUGGAGAAAAUGGGAUUCAGCAGUCCUGGUUUCCAGCAGUGGGCCAUGAAAGAGAGGGGGAGAUGAGGAAGUUUGAUGUUUCUAGCAUGGAGUCUACCCUUAACCAGCCAGCCAUGCUAGAAACAUUAUAUUCAGAUCCACAUUACCGAGCCCAUUUCCCCAACCCAAGACCUGAUACAAAUAAGGAUGUAUACAAAGUGCUGCCAGAAUCCAAGAAGGCACCAGGUAGUGGUGCAGUAUUUGAUCGGAAUGGACCACAUGCUAGUAGCAGUGGGGUGCUCCCUUUGGGACUCCAGCCUGCUCCUGGGCUUUCCAAGUCACUCUCCUCUCAGGUGUGGCAACCAAGUCCUGACCCUUGGCAUCCUGGAGAACAGUCCUGUGAACUCAGUACUUGUCGACAGCAGUUGGAAUUGAUUCGUUUACAGAUGGAACAAAUGCAGCUUCAGAACGGAGCGAUCUGUCACCAUCCUGCUGCUUUUGCUCCAUUACUGCCCACCUUAGAGCCAGCACAAUGGAUCAGUAUCUUGAACAGUAAUGAACAUCUCCUGAAGGAAAAGGAGCUCCUAAUUGACAAGCAAAGGAAACAUAUCUCUCAGCUGGAACAGAAAGUGCGAGAGAGUGAACUCCAAGUCCAUAGCGCCCUUUUGGGCCGCCCUGCUCCCUUUGGGGAUGUCUGCUUGUUGAGGCUACAGGAGUUGCAGCGAGAGAACACUUUCUUACGGGCACAGUUUGCACAGAAGACAGAAGCCCUGAGCAAAGAGAAGAUGGAGCUUGAAAAGAAACUCUCCGCUUCAGAAGUUGAAAUUCAGCUCAUCAGGGAGUCUCUCAAAGUGACACUACAGAAGCAUUCAGAGGAGGGGAAGAAACAGGAGGAAAGGGUCAAAGGUCGUGAUAAACAUAUCAAUAAUUUGAAAAAGAAAUGCCAGAAGGAAUCGGAGCAGAACCGGGAGAAACAGCAGCGUAUUGAAACCUUGGAGCGCUAUCUAGCUGACCUGCCCACCCUAGAAGAUCAUCAGAAACAGACCGAGCAGCUUAAGGAUGCUGAGUUAAAGAACACAGAACUGCAAGAGAGAGUGGCUGAGCUGGAGACUGUGCUGGAGGACACUCAGGCAGCCUGCAGAGAGAAGGAGGCCCAGCUGGAAAGUCUGAGACAAAGAGAAGCAGAAUUCUCCUCUGCUAGACAGAGCUUUCAAGAUAAACAGUCUAUGGAGGAAGCCAGUGGAGAAAGCCUCAAAGUGGAAAUGGAAUCCCAGCAGAAGGAAUGUGAUUCCCUCCGAAAGAUCGUGGAGAGGCAACAGCUGAAGAUGGAGCAGCUGCACUCCCAAGUCCAGAACCAAAAGCAAGAACUGGCACAAGAAGAAGGAAUAAGCCAGGCAUUGAGAGAGGAGGCCCAGCGGAGGGAGGCCGCUCUGCAGCAGAUGCGCACAGCCGUGAAGGAGCUCUCAGUGCAAAACCAGGACCUGAUUGAGAAGAAUCUGACUCUGCAGGAGCACUUGCGCCAGGCGCAGCCGGGGUCCUUAGCCUCCUCACCAGAUGCGGCCCAGCUGGCGUAUGAGCUGCAUCAGGAACUGGCCAGUUGUCUACAAGAUCUGCAAGCUGUCUGCAGCAUUGUGACCCAGAGGGCCCAGGGCCACAAUCCUAACCUCUCUCUACUACUAGGCAUUCACUCCACCCAGCACCCAGGGACGCAGCUAGAUCUGCAGAAGCCAGAUGUGAUCAGGAGGAAACUAGAAGAGGUUCAACAGCUGCGCCAUGAAAUUGAGGACUUAAGGACCAGCCUGUCAGACAGAUAUGCCCAGGACAUGGGAGAAAACUGUGCGACGCAGUGAGGAGUGCUAGGGGGAACCUAGGCUGCUGCUAGCCUCCCCAGAAGGUUCCUUCCCUGACAGUUCUGCCUUCUGCUGCUGCACCCAGAGGGGAGAGCCUGUAUCUGGGGCCAGGGUUGUGAGAAACCUGCCUGUUUUGCCGUACUCUGGCUUUGCCUUAUUGGGUUAUGUUUUGCCUGUUAUGUUAAUUCACUCUUAAACGCUGAGUUACUAAUUAACCUUUUUGCAGAUUUCAACUGAUAAAGUCCUCACAAGAGUUGUUCCCAGCUCUAACGUGGCAUGAGAAACAGACAGGCUGCUGGCCUCCGUCCAUCCUCCAGGAUGGAUCCAUGCUCAUUCCUAUCCAUACCUUGGUCCUACUGAUGCUCUGUUAAGAGAGGCCUAAAGGGUAAAGUGGGAGUAGCAACCUUCUAAGAAUUCUCAGGCCCCUUGUAUCAGUCUUCCUGGGAACUCAGCUGGCUUUCUGGGUUUUCUCGGGUACCUGCUUCCUCAGGGCUGUAGUUCCUACAGAGGCCUCGGGGUUACCUACCCCUCAGCAAAGUCCCUACUGUGAUUCCUGGCUUGGGGACAGUAGCCCAAGCAGGGCUCCUUAGCCUGCCUGCUAGGCCAUCUUUUACAGGAAACUCUCCUUAGCUACCCUUUGUCUGUCCCUAGAACCUUGGGCAUGUCAGCAUGUGCUUGGGGCCCCUGGGUCUUCUAGGAGUCCAGACUCCUCUGUGGCUGCCCUGUGGUCCCCCCGUAGGACCACAGGGAGCUGUGGCUGCUCACUCCUUCCUAAAGCUGGGGUCUGUAGCCGGUCCUCUGAUUGUGCCUCUCGUCUGGGGUUAGGAGGAUUUCCUUUUCAUGCUCUGACCCUGAGCAUUCGGAGCACCUAAGAUAAAAAAGUGUUGAGUGUUUUCUGGUGUUUUGUGUUUCUCUAGGGGCUUUGACCCUUAGCUUUCUGGUUUUUCUUGCCUCCCAAUUUAGGGAUCGUCUCAGUUUUACCUGGUUGUUGGGCCAGCCCUCAACCUCCUCUAGUUUGGAGCCAAGGGCCCUGUAUGUAUGAGGAGCAAAGUAGUUGUGGGAGUGCAGAGGCAGCCAUGACAGGACUUCUGCUAAGCCUCUGGGCUGUUCAAAGCACCCUGGACCUCCAGGGCCUAAGGGGGCCUCUUUACAAGUGUUUUAACAAGUUUAUGUUUUAUUUAUGGAGUGGCUUACCUUUCAGAGUAGCCACACCCAGUUGACUAUCCCCUCAGCCUCUGGGCUGCUGCCUCCUAAAAGCAGAGCUUCCUGGUUAGUCUCCACCCUGUCACCAGGAGCCCAGCUUCCAUGCUCACGGGUAUUUUUCUUCGUAAAGUUUAUAAAGUUAUUUAUAUGAAUCUUUGUUAUGUCGACUGGUUUGUAUUGCCUAUUUUGAUUACAGAAUAAAACAUUUAACAGACACUUCAGUCUCCCGUUGCCUCCCGCAUCACUUGCCACCUCUCCCUUUGACAAUUUGAAAUGACUUUAGGCAGAUCCAGAUUGGAGCCUGGGUCUCUUCCCACUUGGGCUUCGUGCAGAGGCAGAUGAAGUCUCUGUCGCAGAGAGUUGUCACUACAAAGUCGCAGACCUCUCAGAGGACAGCAGCUUCUGGUUUCUGUGACUGAGGAAGUGACGUUCCCAGAAGCAGAUAGGCAGUUAGCCUCAGCAGGUAGCAGAGUUGUAUCUUUCCUGGGCCCCAGGUCUACUCGUGAGGGAGCUAUAGUGAGCCUAACAGCUUGAGCCACAGUGGGGAUGGGUGCUGGACUCCCUCAUUAGCUGAAUUCCUAAUAUUCAAAGCCGAGGGGUGUCAUUUGCAAUGUAGAGUUGAGUUGGGAUCACCCCAAAAACAGCUAUGCAUCUCUACCAAGGGCCAGGCUGAGUUGUGGCACUCGCCCUUGACCCCACACACUAGCAAGCUGUCCCGCCAUCUGGCCCCCUCCCGAAGGGUGUGUGCCGCUCCCCCACGCCCUGGCUUUCAGCCGCCACCCCUUUCUUGUCGGAGCCUGUUUGAGUGGAGAGGUGACUUAGAGAAAGUGUCUUGGCUGCACUGCCCCACCCCCAGCUUGAGAAUUGACCCGCCUUCCAAGCCGCCUUCUCUUGAGAGACCUCCUGGGGACCAGCGUGGCGCUGCUUUGGCCACUGAAUGUACACCCGGGGAAACCGGGCAGAGCGCGCAGCUGAACCGGCCCGCCUGCCUUCCCAGCCUUCCCUGCCUUUUAGCCGGUCCCCGGCAGGAGCCCCAGGUCAGGAAGGGCUGAGGGGUUUGUGGGGGAGUGAGGCAGCUGCGGAGGGAGGUCGGGGGUCCUCCCGGCUCCGGGCCACGGAGCAGGGCGGCGUCGUGCAGGCCCCGCCUUGCCCGCCUGCGCAGCUCAUUGGUCCCGAGAGCAGUGACACGCGGGCGGAGCAGGAAGGAAACCGCUCCCAAGCGCGGCGGCAGCGUAGUUCCUAGCCGUGCAGCUGCCGCUCCCACCGUCCCUCAGUUGCUCCGUGUCCCCUGUCUGCAGCAUGAGUGGCCUGCGCGUCUACAGCACGUCGGUCACCGGCUCUCGUGAAGACUAUGAACUCUUCGUGGAGGCCGUGGAACAGAACACACUUCAGGAGUUCCUGAAGCUUGCCUGAGUCAGGAUGGCCAGUCACUGCCCAGCUCUACACCAGGCCUUGUAACCAACUCCUAGUCCUUCCUAAUCUUGUGACCUUGGAGUCCCUCCCUGCAAACCCGGGGCCCUUUCUGUAGCCUCCUCUUCCUUCAGAGGCAACAUUCCUCAUUCAGCAACUGGUCUCAGAGAUUGUCUUAAGCCCUGAUGCUGGCUGUCCCUAGCCAGACUGCGGGCAUCGUCUCCGCCUGGCCCUGUCUGAUGAGCAUUUCUGUUGCUUCCAUCAGCCAGAGUUCUGCCAAAUGCCCCGCAUCCCCGUCCUAGGUGCAUCCUGGAGACAAUUAAAUGCCCAUUCCUCUGG